Molecule: messenger RNA, 396 nt
Organism: Aphanomyces invadans
Lineage: Eukaryota; Oomycota; Saprolegniomycetes; Saprolegniales; Verrucalvaceae
Exons: 1
Coding region: 1-336 (111 amino acids)
Source: RefSeq, a predicted model, not a curated record
AUGCCGAGCCCUCAACACACUCUGCCACUCAAGCCUGUGCAGCACUCGAAGCGGACAGAUCAAAUCAUUCGCAUGCUGCAGGAACAUCGGUACAACCGCCUCGUGGACCACUGCCGCGGCAAAACCCUCGUCAACCUCGCGCUCAAAAUCGAACGGUUGCUCUACCGCGACUUCCCCAACGACGCCAACGUGGUCCUGUCCCCCGAGCUCCUCGCGAUGCGCGUGAACCGUGUCAUCGCUAAAGUCCUUCACUUGAACCGGACGAAACGUCACGCAGACCACAGCCGAUCGUAUUCGAUUGCGAGCAUGCUUAAUCCCGUCGACUGCUUCGAGUGAUGGCGACGUCGACAUGUAUUCCUAAACCUUAACUUAUCAAGUCUCAUCAGUGUUCACAAA